UACAGUUCUAAAAAUAAUUAAAUAAACAUGUUUCAUAGAUAUUCUGCUUGCUGAGUAAAGAUCAGUAAAGAAUACUGAUGGGUGUGUCAUAAACAGACAUCCCAAGUUGCAAAAGUUGAUUUCAGGGAGGUUACACAUUUGUGCAUUAUUCAGCCCCGCCCACACCGUUGAUGUACCCGUCUCUGUAGGACAAAUAUGGAAGUGCUGGUGUGUUCUGAUCAGUUUUCUCCUUCUAUGGUUGCAAAGGUUGUAAAUAAAAUCGUCCUGCCCCCCCCCAAAAAGGCGUUUACAGUGAUUAAGAAAUAAACAGGGCGGAGCUUCAUUCUAUAUAAACCUGCACACUUUGUGAUAGACACACAGGCAGGUCUUCAGGACUCCAGAAGAUCAGUCGGGUGAGUACUGAAACACACACACACACAUACACACAAACUGGGAGAAAAAUAUUUUUGAUGUUACAGUUAAUUAAAUUUUCUGUCCACCUCCUAUAACCUCCACACAUUCUUUUACUCUGUACAGAAUGAGGGUGUUACUCGCUGUCGCCGCUCUUGUGGUCGUGGUUGGUGCAGCCACUGUCUCAGAGGAGGACAAGGAGUUUGAAUCCUGGAAACAGGAGCAUGGUAAGAGUUAUGGUUCUGAGGAAGAAGAGUCUCAGCGUAAGAUGAGCUGGCUGACCAGUCGUAAGCUGGUUCUGGAGCACAACAAGCUGGCUGAGCAGGGCCUGGAAAGCUACACACUCGAAAUGAACGAGUUUGCAGACAUGGAGGACCAGGAGUUCCAGGACAUGUACACCGGCAGCCUGGAUUCCAUGAACGAAACCGAGACCAACACCCAUUGUGCCUCUACAUUUACGCCAGAGAAUGAAGAGGAUACUCUGCCCUCGAGUGUGGACUGGAGGACGGCGGGAUACGUGACAGGAGUUAAGAGCCAGAGGAGAUGUGCAUCCGGCUGGGCUUUCAGUGCGACGGGAGCGCUUGAGGGUCAGAUGUACCGGAGGACAAGAAGGCUGAUACCUCUGAGUGAGCAGCAGCUGAUCGACUGCUCCGGGAGUUAUGGAAACCAUGGCUGUCAUGGCGGUUUGGCAAUCCGGGCCUUUUGGUACGUCAUGCACAAAGGGCUUGAAUCAGGACACAGCUAUCCCUAUUGGGCCAGGAAGUCCAGAAGUUGCUACUUUGAGCCAUGGAAGGUUAAGGCUACCUGCCGUGGCAUGAUGUGCUUGCCCAGAGGAAAUGAGGGAAUACUGAAGUAUGCUGUGGCCAGAAUCGGACCGAUUUCAGUAUCUGUAGAUGCCUCCAGACGCUCCUUCAGGCUCUACAAGUCAGGUGUGUAUUACGAUCAUACCUGCAGUAACCAUCACAUGAACCACGGCGUCCUGCUGAUUGGCUAUGGCAGAAGUGGAAGCAGGAGUUAUUGGCUGGUUAAGAACAGCUGGGGAACUUGGUGGGGUGAACACGGCUACAUUAGGAUGUCCAGGAACAAGGGCAACCAGUGCGGCAUUGCCACAAGACCCGUCUUCCCUAUUGUUUAAAGAUGGAAGAAAAAGCCAAAGCAGUGAUGAACAUCUGUGGGAGGCUUCAGUCUUGACACAAUGAUCAUGUCCCAUUCAGCAGCAACAAAAAAUAUAAAAAAAAAUGUGCACUUGCUAUUUUACAUUAUACUCUAUCCUUUUUCUUUAAUGUCCUGCUUUUACGUAAUUCUUUCUCUAUGAUCAGCUGAUGAGAGAAAGCGGCGUUAUUAGCUAGACCACCAGAGACCAACAUCCUCUCUCUUUAAAUACACGUAAAAGUGUUGUUUCAAACUUUAACUAUAAUAAACUUUCAGCAUUAAAAAGUUGUUCAAUGAUUACAUUUCAGGAUCAGCCACACACAUAAACA
Messenger RNA from Astyanax mexicanus (Mexican tetra), 1871 nucleotides. RefSeq names its product procathepsin L-like. Gene Ontology annotation, molecular function: cysteine-type endopeptidase activity. Gene Ontology annotation, biological process: immune response. Bases 518 to 1525 code for a protein of 335 amino acids. The record is from RefSeq and is a predicted model, not a curated record. NCBI's taxonomy places the organism in Eukaryota, Metazoa, Chordata, Actinopteri, Characiformes, Acestrorhamphidae. The transcript has 8 exons. Gene Ontology annotation, cellular component: lysosome.